This is a messenger RNA of Alternaria incomplexa, 669 nucleotides long. RefSeq lists its product as uncharacterized. The coding region runs from base 1 to 669 and encodes 222 amino acids. The record is from RefSeq and is a predicted model, not a curated record. NCBI's taxonomy places the organism in Eukaryota, Fungi, Ascomycota, Dothideomycetes, Pleosporales, Pleosporaceae. The transcript has 3 exons.
AUGGCUUUCCCAAAACAUCUGCUGCUCAGCAACUACUCGUACUCGCAUCGCCAUUCGAAGCUCACCAUGACCGAAUCCACGUCUCUCGCAUCAUGGAAACUCCAUAACAGGUUCGUCGACAUCGUUCGCAGCAACGUCAGUCCAAUCCUGGACCUCAUCCCCUCGUACAAUACCCUUGAGUUUGACUACAACGAGACCGAAAACACCGUCGCACUGCGCAUGGGCGAAUAUGGCGACAGCGAGAUCCUCGCGCAUUCCAACGGCUCCGCAUCCAAGCGCGUAGUCCGCGACUCCAAGAUCCGCAAAGCAGGUACCGUCCUGGAAGUCAACAGGCCAAUGAGUGGUCAGUUCAAAGCCAUCGCGCCGUUUGGCUGGAGCGAGACUGUGCAGCAAGGUAUUACCACGCCGAUGAGCGCGCCGGCACAUGCGCUUGUGCUGAUGUAUAUGCACAUCUGGGUUCUCAAGACAAACAAGGCAGAUGUUGAGUUGCCUAUACCGAGGUAUCAGAGUUUGUACGAUGCACUAGUUUGGAUUCGAAACGCGUUAGAUACGGAGCUGGUGUUGCCGGUUGGGCAGCGUAAGGUUCCCGCGGAGGUUUUGACCGCCUAUCAGAACCAAGCUGUCGAUAGAUCUCAGCCACUUGAGAAAGAAGAUGUUGAGACAGAAUGA